Pelobates fuscus (common spadefoot toad) is the source of this 1968-nucleotide messenger RNA. It is a transcript of the gene YIPF1, whose product is annotated as Yip1 domain family member 1. The coding region runs from base 101 to 1015 and encodes 304 amino acids. NCBI's taxonomy places the organism in Eukaryota, Metazoa, Chordata, Amphibia, Anura, Pelobatidae. The transcript has 10 exons. Gene Ontology annotation, biological process: vesicle-mediated transport. Gene Ontology annotation, cellular component: Golgi apparatus; membrane. The record is from RefSeq and is a predicted model, not a curated record. Gene Ontology annotation, molecular function: small GTPase binding.
GGAAGACUUCCGGCAACAACGCCUGUGUCACGUCACCUCCCCUGUGCCUGGAAGGUGAGCUGCAUGGUAUUGUGCUAGAAGAAAUUUUAACACAGAGUGAAUGGCGAGGAUAGAUGACCUACAAUUCCAAGAAUUUGAUGAUGCAGCAAAUUUACUGGCUGCCAACCCUGAUGCCACCACUACUACUGUGAGUAUUGUAGAGUCUCAAGACACAGGUGGGGGCCAGCGAGGACAUCGACACAGAGAUGAAGAUGACUCGUUGGCAAAUGAAGACUCUGAUAAAACAGAGCUGCUUGCCGGACAGAAGAGUUUGGCUGCUUUCUGGACAUUUGAUUAUUACCAAACAUUCUUUGAUGUAGACACUUACCAGGUUCUGGAUAGGAUAAAAGGCUCCCUUUUACCGAUACCUGGUCGAAACUUUGUGAGGUUAUAUGUGAGAAGCAAUCCAGAUCUAUAUGGUCCAUUUUGGAUAUGCGCCACUCUUAUUUUCACACUGAGCAUCAGUGGGAAUCUGUCUAAUUUUUUGCUGCAUCGAGGAGAGUCCCAUUAUCACUACGUUCCUGAGUUUAGAAAAGUGUCAAUUGCUGCCACUGCAAUUUAUUCCUAUGCCUGGCUGGUGCCACUGGCUCUUUGGGGCUUCCUGUCAUGGCGACAUAGCAAGGUGAUGAGCAUGGUGUCCUACUCGUUCCUGGAAAUUGUGUGCGUUUAUGGAUACUCUCUCUUCAUCUACAUCCCCACUUCUGUGAUGUGGGUAAUCCACUCAGAGAUUCUUCGCUGGGUCCUGAUGAGUUUGGCAAUAUGCCUCUCUGGGUCAGUCCUCAUGUUGACAUUCUGGCCUGCUGUACGUGAGGAUAACCGCAAAAUUGCCAUCGCCACACUUGUAACCAUCCUGGUGCUUCAUGUUUUACUUGCAGUUGGUUUUGGGGAGUAUUUCUUUGAUCCUCCUGAGAACGAACAUGUGGUUCGCACUGUAACGUCUCCUAAUGCAACAAAAGGAACUGUACAAACUCACUGACUGGAGGUACCAACAAUUAGGCUCAAGAGUCAAUCUUCUGUUUCAUAAAGUUAAUCCUCACAGUUGACCAGUGAAUCUGGUGAACGGAAUGCUAAAGAGAGCUGCACUUCUGAAACGUGAUCAGCUAAUUUUGUUCCAUAACUUCAUGGGAAAAUAUUGAUCAAGUUAAGACACUGGACCAUUUUUAUUAUUCUUAUUUAAUUAUUUAAAAGGACUUCAGUUAAAUUGCUUAGUGUAAGCGGUGAAAAGGGAGGACUUUUGCAUGUUGAAAAUAACAGUCCAGGGGUAGGCAACAUUCCCAUUCCAAAUCUCGUGGACUACAUCUUCCUGGAUGCUUUGCUAGCACGAUGGCUGUAAGAGAAUUAUGGGAUAUGUAGUUUUACAACAUCUGUAGUGGCAAAGACACUAUUUACUUAUGCCUCAGCAUCUAAUGUGCUUUGAAUGGUAAAUGUUUGACUCACUUCUUGAUUCCAUUGCAGAUAUAUAUAUUCAGUUAUAUAAUUUAGCAGGGAUUGUGAUUGCCGCUUAAACUUUAUUAUUUACUUAUCAAAUAUUAAAAGUAGGAUCAAAAUCAAAAUUUUUCAAGACCUUUACCUUAAAGAUCCUUUUACUCCGAUAACACCUAUUAUAAAUACUGUAGACUAAGAAACAAAGGAAAAUGAAUAGACCUGUUAAGACCUCAAUGUGUUCUAAGCACCUCCAAAUAAAAUUGCUAUGUUUAACAAGCAUGUUCUGCUGCUAAGGAAACAGAAACAUACAUUUAUUUAACAUUAUUGCUGAAUUUGUUUUGCCAUGUGGCCAAUGCUAUAAAUUAGCCUGGCCAGACAAAAAUAUAUGGGACCAAAUUUUGUUUUUACUGUAUACAGUUUGAUCACUCAAACUAAUGGUGAUAAAUUUAAUAUGUAUCUUAUUAAAACUAUUUAGAUCUGUGACCACAUUACAAUUGUUAACUU